Tetrahymena thermophila SB210 is the source of this 414-nucleotide messenger RNA. RefSeq lists its product as hypothetical. The record is from RefSeq and is a predicted model, not a curated record. NCBI's taxonomy places the organism in Eukaryota, Ciliophora, Oligohymenophorea, Hymenostomatida, Tetrahymenidae. The transcript has a single exon.
AUGAUUUUGUCUUUUAUUUUACUAAGUAGCUUAAGACGAAAAGGUACAAUCUAUAUAAAUGCUUUGUAGAAUAAGAAAAGGAACAGGAUGAAAAAAGAUAAGAUCACUAAGAUGCAAAAAACACCGAGAAAUAUAACAAAUCCUAUAUAAAUAUCCUUAAAGGCUCCAGAGGUUUCAUCGUUUAUAACAAAAACUUUUAGGGAAAUUACAAGUAUAAUGACUGAAAAGGCCAAACAUAUUAUUGCAAAAAUUACAAACCAAAUGUUACCAAAAGUGAUUUAUAGAUUUAAUUUAAAUUUUGUUUCUAUCACUGAUUCAAAUUUGUAUUUGCAAACUGAACAUUUAUGCUCAUGUGCAUUUUAUCUCACUUAUUAUUGUUAAUUCGGCUAGCUUUUAUUUUUUAUUUCUUCUUGA